This is a messenger RNA of Carlito syrichta (Philippine tarsier), 3700 nucleotides long. RefSeq names its product zinc finger MYM-type containing 1 (gene ZMYM1). Gene Ontology annotation, molecular function: protein dimerization activity; zinc ion binding. The record is from RefSeq and is a predicted model, not a curated record. NCBI's taxonomy places the organism in Eukaryota, Metazoa, Chordata, Mammalia, Primates, Tarsiidae.
CCUCGACCUACUGGGCUCCGGCGAUCCUUCCGCCUCAACCUUCCGAGUAGCCGGAAUUACAGGAAACUGGAAACCAUUCUCCAGGAAGAAUCUUGAUAGUUUGGAACUGGAAGUUUCCUUUGCACCAGGUACUAAAAUGAAAGAACCACUUUUAGAUGGUGAAUGUGACAAGGCAGUGGUACCACAGCUGGGGCUGCUAGAUGAAAUUAAGACAGAACCCGACAAUGCUCAAGAGUAUUGUCAAGCUCAACAGUCCAAAACUCAGGAACGUGAACUAAAAAUGAACACUGUGUGUUCAGACAGUGCUUCACAGUUGUCUGCGGGGAUUCAGCUUUCCCUAGCAUCAUCUGGCAUGAAUAAAAUGCUUCCUUCCGAUUCAACCACACCUAUUCAGGUUUCCUGUUCUGGUUGUAAAAAAAUUCUCCAGAAGGGGCAAACUGCUUUUCAGAGGAAAGGAUCUACUCAACUUUUCUGCUCCACACCAUGCAUCAGUGAAUACAUUUUAUCUACCAGUUCACCAGCUCCUACCAAGAAAACUUGUUCAAACUGCUCAAAAGAUAUUUUAAAUCCAAAGGAUGGAAUCCGUGUUCAGCUGGAAGAUACUACCUCUGGCAAAAAUUUUUGCAGCUCAACUUGUCUUUCAUCAUAUGAAGAAAAAAGAAAACCAUUUGUUGCCAUAUGUACUAAUAGCAUUUUGACCAAGUGCAGCAUGUGUCAGAAGACUGCUAUUAUUCAAUAUGAAAUAAGAUAGCAGAAUGUGAAACAUAACUUCUGCAGUAAUGCCUGCUUUUCAGAGUUUCACACUGCUAACAACCUCAUUAUGAACUGUUGUGAGAUCUGUGGAGUUUACUGUUAUACCAGCUCUAGUCUGUUCCACAUACUUUAGAUGGAAGCUCACUACUUUAGUAGUUAAAAGAAUAUUAUAGCAUAGAAGCAGAAACCAGCCAGAUCACUUGCAUCUGUUCCUUGCAAAUCAUUGAAGACCUCAGAUGAAAUAAUUGAGACUACCAAUGACUUGGGGAAGAUGGAGCUUUUCUGCUCUAUUAAUUGUUUUUCUGCAUAUAAUAAAGCUAAGAUGGAAUCUUCUACAGAUAUGACUCCAGUUAUAAGCAACAUAGUGUCAUUGGCAGACAGUCAUGUUGCCCUGCCCAUGGUGAACACCGAUGUCUUACAAGGUACAGUUUCUUCAGUAACAGCAAAUGUCAUUAUGAAUAUUUCUAAGAAUUCAGCCAGUGAAUCAAAUAGUAGUGUUAACAGUAGCAAUAUGGAAGAACCAAGUCUUUCGCCAUCUGCAUCAAUACUCAGUCAGGAUAUAGUUGGUUCCAGUAUAGAAGUACAAAAAGAUAAAGUAUCAAACCAAGAUUCUGCAUACAAUAUGACAUCUAUGAAAAUAAGUGAUGGACUGUGUCACCCAAAAUUUAUAUCCAAAAUACAAAAAGUUAAAGGUAAAUCACGAAAUAUCCAAAAAUCUUGGUGUGCAAAUUAUCAGUUUUUGGAAAACAGUAUUAAAAAAGAUGUGACAUUCUGUUAUUCAUGCCAGUUGUUCUGCCAGAAAAAUUUUAGCUAUAGAAAAGAAUCGUUUGCAACCCACGAAACUUGUAAUUGGGAAGAAACUCUGGAAAAAUUCAGGAAGCAUGAAAACAGUGAAAUGCAUUUGAAGUCAUUGCAAUUUUGGAGAGAAUACCAGUUUUGUGAUGGAGCUGUCAGUGAUAAUUUAUCUAUUAAUUCAAAACAGAUUGAGGGAAAUAAAAAGUACCUAAAGCUUAUAAUUGAAAAUAUUUUAUUUCUUGGAAAGCAAUGUUUACCUUUAAGAGGAAAUGACCAGUCUAUUUCAUCUGUGAAUAAAGGCAAUUUUUUAGAAUUGUUAGAAAUCAGAGCAAAAGAUAAAGGAGAAGAAAUAUUUCGACUUAUGAAUUCACAAGUUGACUUCUAUAAUAGUACACAAAUUCAAAGUGAUAUUAUUGAAAUAAUAAAGACUGAAAUGUUGCAGGAUAUUGUGAAUGAGAUCAAUGACUCUUCAGCUUUUUCAAUAAUAUGUGAUGAGAUAACUGAUACUGCCACAAAAGAACAGCUUUCAGUUUGUGUAAGAUACCCACAAAAAUUAUCAAAGGCUAUCUUAAUUAAAGAAAGAUUCUUGGGUUUUGUUGAUAUUGAAGAGAUGACUGGGCCCCACUUACAUAGGACUAUCAAAACUUAUCUCCAGCAAAUUGGAGUUGAUUUGAAUAAAAUACGUGGCCAGGCCUAUGAUAGUACCACUGAUUUGAGGAUAAAAUUUAAUAAAAUUGCAGCAGAAUUCAAGAAGGAAGAACCACGAGCUUUAUACAUACAUUGUUAUGCACACUUCUUGGAUUUAGCAGUAAUUAGGUUUUGUAAAGAAGUAAAAGAACUUCGAAGUACUCUAAACACUCUCAGUUCUUUGUUCAACACUAUUCAUAUGUCUGGGGAAAUGUUGGCCAAUUUUCAAAACAUUUGUAAGAUAAGUCAAAACAAAACAUGCAAAAAACAUACAUCACAAUCAUGUUGGACAGUCCAUGAUCAUAUGUUACUGUCUGUGAUUGAUGGUCUUCCAGAGAUUAUUGAAACAUUGCAAGUUUUAUCAAGCCAUUCUACAAACACAAGUUUGGCUGAUAAACUGAGUGAUUUGCUGACAUUGGUUUCUAAAUUUGAAUUUGUCUUUUGUUUGAAACUUCUUUAUCGAGUGCUAAGUGUUACAGAAAUUCUUUCCAAAGAGCUUCAAAAUAAUACCAUAGACAUUUUUUCUUUGUCUUCAAAAAUAGAAGCAAUUUUGGAAUGUUUAUCAUCUGAAAGGAGUGAUGUAUAUUUCAAAACUAUCUGGGAUGGAGCAGAGAAAAUAUGUCAAAAAAUAACCUGUAAAGGUUUUGAAGUUGAAAAGCCUUCUCUUCAGAAAAGAAGAAAAACUCAGAAAACAACAGAUCUCGGGAAUUCAGAUAAUAUUUUUUUUCCUACUUCAACAGAAGAACAAUAUAAAAUUAAUAUUUAUUACCAAGGGUUGGAUACUGUAUUACAAAAUUUAAAAUUAUGCUUUUCAGAGUUUGAUUAUUGUAAAAUAAAGCAAAUUUCAGAACUGUUAUUUAAAUGGAAUGAACCAUUAAAUGAAACAAUAGCCAGACAUGUUCAGGAAUUUUAUAAACUUGAUGGGGACAUUAUCCCAGAACUUAGAUUUUAUCGGCAUUAUGCAAAACUUAACUUUGUCAUAGAUAAUGAUUGCAUCAACUUCAUCAGUCUUGGCUAUUUGUUUAUUCAGCAUGGUCUUCACAAUAAUAUUCCUUGCAUCUCAGAGCUAUUAUAUAUUGCUUUGUCUUGGCCAGUUACUUCAAGUGCUGAGAACUCAUAUUCUACACUGCCUCAACUUAAAACAUUUUUAUGUCAUUCAUUGGGACAAGAGAAGCUUAGUGGCCUGGCCCUAAUGGCUGUUGAGCAGGAAUUGGUAAAUAAACUAAUGGAGCCUGAAAGACUCAGUGGAAUUAUGGAAAAGUUUAUCAGUCAGAUGAAAUAAAUCUAAUACUUGCUAAUUUGAAUUUACCUUAAAAAAUCUUGUAUUUCUGUUGCUAGUUUUUAUUUCAAACUUAUGGUUCAAAAUUCAAAAGACAUAGAAUGAUACACAGUGAAAACUCUUCUUUCCUUCUUGAGAAUUCAGUUCCUCCUCCCUGGAGUGUCAUCUUUUCUUAAAUAUCUUUCU